Molecule: messenger RNA, 3753 nt
Organism: Cavenderia fasciculata
Lineage: Eukaryota; Evosea; Eumycetozoa; Acytosteliales; Cavenderiaceae
Gene: mybAA
Product: myb domain-containing protein
Exons: 2
Coding region: 1-3753 (1250 amino acids)
Biological process (GO): mitotic cell cycle; positive regulation of transcription by RNA polymerase II
Cellular component (GO): nucleus
Molecular function (GO): RNA polymerase II cis-regulatory region sequence-specific DNA binding; DNA-binding transcription factor activity, RNA polymerase II-specific
Source: RefSeq, a predicted model, not a curated record
AUGGAGUAUAGCGAUAAUAAUAUUUAUCAUCCCACCUUUAUUGGGCAACCACACCUUGUUAAUAAUGCUACCGGUCCUGCUAUGGCACAACUCUACCAGCCAAUGCUGACAGCCACAGCUCCACAACCAAUUUACAACUAUUAUGGCCAAUCUCACAUGCCACAACAACAUCAUCAACACCAAAUACAACCACAGCAACAAAUACAACAAAUGCCCCAAGGAAUGAUGCAAAAUACCUCCUAUGUAAUGCCAUCAGUCCCUUCACCAUCAAUGUUUAUGAAUCCAACUACAACCAAUAACAACAACAACAAUAACAAUACUACAUCCUCUAUAUAUACUUCAAAUUCGGCAUCAACCUAUGCAUUGGCACCAUCAUCAAUGAUUGAUAAUUCCCAUCAACAACAACAACAACAACCAAUACCUAUACAUCAAAACAUACAACAUCAACAACAAAAUAUACCUAUACUUCAACAACAACAACAACAAAUGCCACAAUUUGGGUAUUAUGUUCAACAACAACCAUUGAUUUCACCAAUUCCAUCACCUCUAUUUUAUUCACAUCCUCAACAAAUUGUUAAUAAUAAUCCUACACAACAACAACUCUCUAAUAGUAAUAAUAAUAAUAAUACAGCGAUGGAGAUUGCAUCAACACCAACAACGAUGAUACAAAAUACUUCACCCAAUUCUUCAUCACUUUCAAUUGGCAAUAAUAAUAAUAAUAAUAACAAUGUUACAUCUUCUCCAAACAAUAACAACAAUAAUAGUGGUAAUACUGGUACAUCACAAAUUAUGACAAAGAAUCGUAUUUUGAUCAACCCAUUACCACUUCAUACGUUAUCAAAUCUGAAUAGUAAUUCGACGUCAUCUUCGGGAGGAGCCAGUUCACCAAGAUCGGCAUCGACCACACCAAAACAAAAGCCAUAUUCUCCAAGAAACACAAAGGCCAAGCCAUCACCACAACAACAACUGCACUCACAUCAACUCCCCCUCUCGCCAUCGGCCAUCAAAGCAGGUAUUUCAUCGCUCCCCACUUACCCAGCAGGCGGACAAACAUCGCCACGACAAUACAACCGAACACCACGUAUGGUCGAUGGAUCGUUGGUUGCCGACUCGAAUGCCUUCAACUCUCCUCGUAUCUCUUCAGCUGCCACCUCACCACUCUCGUCAUCACCAAUCACCAUGAACAGUAUCCUUACCAGCGCACAAUUCAAUCUCAUCAAUUCCUCUGGUGAAAUCACAGACAAGAUGGCAACUACAAUGACCAUCUCUGAUCCACUAACUCCACAGCAACAACAACAAAUGUUUUAUCAACAACAACAACCAAAUCUACCACUAACACCAAAACAACAUCAACAGAUUCUUUCUGAAUCAACUACCUCCAACAUUUGUCCUGCAGCUACUUAUUUAUCCAAUUCUGGUCAGAUUGCUCCAUCAUUACCAUUACAACAACAACAACAACAACAACAGCCAACUAUUAUUAAUAAUAAUAAUGGAUCAUUCCUUGGAUACCAACCAAUUAGUGUGUCUGAUAAUACAUCCAAUUCAUCGUUGGAUGAGUAUUGUCCAAUGACGAGUUCGCCAGUUCAGUUGAAUGCCGAUGACACGAAUAUGGUCGGACAACUAGCACAUCAUCUUCAAAAUACGAUGGGUGGUGCUGUAUCUACUGCCAUGUCAACUGGCAGUGUACCACUACAGAUGCAAACACUUCCCAUCCUCACUCCAUGUGGAAGAUGUGGAAAUAGUGUCACUACCAACGACCAAGCUAUUGCCUGUUACUCUUGUGCACAUCUCUUCCAUCAUGUCUGUGUUGUAUCGCAUUCCGGUCAACAAUGGCAAUGUACUUAUUGUAACCAAAUACAAACCGACCCUCAAGUACAUCUUAUGCAGCAAUUGCAGUUUAAUUGGAACGACCAAAUGUCAUCAUCACCACUUCACAUUACCUCUUCUCUUCCGCCUCCACCAAAUCAUAUGAUCAUGCCACAACAACAACUACAAGAUACUACAAUGCAACAAUUGAUAUCUCCAGUUGUUUCACAAACACCUACUACUAUGGUAACAUCUCAACAAGCCAUUGUACUACUACCAAAGGAUCAUGAUCAUCAUUCAGUUAACGAUAAUAAUAGCGACGACGACGAACAAGACGAUGACGACGACGAUGAAGAUGAAGAAGAGGAAGAGAAAAUGGACAAGACAAGUGAUGAAGAUGAAGAAGAUGAAGAUGAUGAUGAUGAAGACGACGAUGAAGAGGAAGAGGUAAUGACAACCAACUCUCCCGCCUCAACACCAAGAGGAUCGUCCAAAGGUCACUGGUCAAAGGAAGAAGAUGAGUUGCUUAAGAAUUUGGUCGAUAUCCACGGAACCAAAAAAUGGAAAUACAUUGCAUCGUUGCUCACCCUUCGAAACGGUCGUCAAUGUCGUGAGCGUUGGUCCAACCAAUUGGAUCCAACCAUCAAACGUGAUGCCUGGACGCUCAACGAAGAUAGAAUUAUUUUAGAGGCUCAUGCCAAACACGGCAACAAGUGGGCAGAGAUCUCCAAACUCUUGCCAGGUCGUACCAACUGCGCCAUCAAGAAUCAUUGGAACUCGACCAUGAAGAGAAAGAUUACAAAGAAUCAAUAUGACUUGACAUUGAUCAAUGUAGACUCUAGUACCAUCGAAGCAAUUAAAAAUGAAUCGGCAUCUAAAAAGAAAGUAACUCCUCUUAUUGUUGCAGUUUCAAACUCUAGUAACAAUAAUAAUAAUACUAUCAAAUCUCCAAGACCAUCAACACGACAACCAAAUACUCCCAGACAAUCAUCUGAUCAACAACAACAACAACAACAAAUACCACUAACAUCACAAACAACAACCACAACAACAACAAUGAUUAUUCCAAAGAUUCAAUCUUUUGAUCAAUUACAACAAUUUCAACAACAACAACAACAACAACAACAAACAAAUAUGAAUGAUCAUGAUGGAGAUUUACAUUUACCAACACUUGUAUCGAUAAAUACCGAUGACCAACAUUUUUCAACUAGCACUACGAGUACCACCAACAACAACAUGACCUCUUCAUCCUCGCCUUUUUCUCAACAACCACCAUCGUCACCACCAAAGCCAUGUUACAUUUGUGAGACCAUUUCAUUUAUUCGACCAAAGAGUUCAGACAACAAGGUUCACAGUCUCACCAUGGAACACUGUGCACACUUUAACGUACAAUAUCCACACAAUUACUCUACCGAAAAGGUUUAUGGCCUUUGCAACCAACACUAUGUUUGCUACAAGAGAAACACCAAGACGACCACUGUCGAUGGAAACUCACCAAGAUUAAUUAUCGAGGAUCCAGUACAAAGAGAAUUGAGAGAAGCUGGUCUAUGGCCAGACCUCGCAGACAUUGAUAGAAUGAAGAUGGAAACUAAAACAGAUACAAGCAAAAUCAAUCUACUCAAUCUUUACACAGUUUUACAUCAAACUAAAAAUUUACCAAUCGAAAAAAGUUAUUUAGCUUUAUAUGAAGCAUUCAAUAUUAAAGCAAAAACUAAAAAGAAUCAAGUUGGAGCAGGAGGAGUACCAGAAAAGGUUGACGACAUCAAUAAGAAACUUGUAAAAAAUAAUAUUAAAUUCAAGAUUAAGAAUCUAUUGCUCACCUAUCCACAUUUACAAUUCUAUGGAGGUGUCAAGGAAUUCCAUCUUGGUCGACUACAAAAAGUACCCGAAGUACUACUGGUUAAAAAUAAUCAUCAUCUCAAAAUGAGAUUUCAAGAAUCUGAUUAA